This is a messenger RNA of Zophobas morio, 624 nucleotides long. RefSeq lists its product as uncharacterized. NCBI's taxonomy places the organism in Eukaryota, Metazoa, Arthropoda, Insecta, Coleoptera, Tenebrionidae. The record is from RefSeq and is a predicted model, not a curated record. The transcript has 2 exons. Bases 62 to 448 code for a protein of 128 amino acids.
UUCAUUCUGAAUUGUACUGGAAGUGAAUCCAGUACAAUUAACAAUUUUUUGUGCCAAGAAAAUGAGUGAAACCAGUGAAACGGGUACCAGCGACAAAUUCAAAAUCGGAAUAAGCAUCUGGCUAUCGUUUUGCUUAUUCGUGUGCUUGUGGUUUUUAAGCCGCUUCAUGACAGGCCGAAGACAGCUCAAGAACAACCUCCACGUGAUCGAAGACGGCCUGAAACGGAUGCAGGAAGAAAUCGAGAAAAGGCAGCGAGAAAACAGCAUCGGCUACGGCGAGAACUUAGAAGAUCUAAUGGAAGAACUGCUCAAGAAAGACAAAGAAGAAACGACCGAGGAGCAGAAGGACAAGGAGGCCAAUCCCGAGGGAGAGGAAAAACGGGCGAACGAAGAAGCGUCGGAAUCGGAGGAAGCGGAGCUUCUGGUUGCGGACAAGAAAAACGACUAGGUUUAGUUGUGGUGAUAUUCCUAUCAGGUUUUGACUUUUCGUGUAGACACAAUCACGGGCGGAGCCCUUUAGGUUUCUAUAAACGUCUGUUUUGAGGCGGUUCUAGUUGUUCAUUGUUACAAAUGUGAAUGUACAAAUUUGAUGAUAUAUAGGCAGGGGUUUAUUUUUGUGUGAGG